Gasterosteus aculeatus aculeatus (three-spined stickleback) is the source of this 1597-nucleotide messenger RNA. The record is from RefSeq and is a predicted model, not a curated record. NCBI's taxonomy places the organism in Eukaryota, Metazoa, Chordata, Actinopteri, Perciformes, Gasterosteidae.
UUACCCGUCACGAGACGCAUGUGUAGCCUGUCUCCACCUCCACCCACGUGCCCCAGGCGUGCCCCUCCCCCAACUGUCCACAAUGAAAGUGCACGCCUGAGGCAAAACCCGGCCCCUCAAAUACCAGACCGGUCAUUCGUGAGAGGCACAGCCGGCAGACGGCCGCCAGAGUAAAGACCGACAAUGAAUUGGCUUCUCAAACGGGUCUUUCUCUUAUGCGCUGUCCACUGUUCUCUUGUAGAAUGUGUUGCGAUUUUCUCGAUCAUCGGAGAUCAAGUUAAGUUUCCCGCGCUGAAAGGACGCGAGUUGAAAGGAUGCGAGCUGCGGCAUUGCCCGCGCGAUGCCAGCGAUCGUCUGGUGGCCGCGUGGGACGAUAUUUGGACGUCGGCACCAGACUUCCGAGACCGGAUGACUCCGAACGAGACCGUCACCUUAAACAGCGCAAACGCCAACGACGCAGGACUGUACGAGCUCGCGUGCGGCACCGGCGAAGUCAUCCAGCCUUUGGUCCACGUGCACGUUUUUCUAAGCACCAAUCGCACGGUGACCGAGGGGGACUCGGUCUCCUUCGCGUCCUACGCAAACACGAGGGGACGCGGGGUCUUCACGGUGGCUCGAAACGAAAAGCCGGUGUUCGAACUAGACUACGGGUCCGGGAAACAGACCCGCGGUCCCGGGUUCGAGGACAGGGUAUCCAUCUCCCCCCAGUGGAAGGAUGAGGGGAACUUGGCGAUGACGCUGAAAGGGGCGACGACUGCAGAUGAAGGCGUUUACUUUUUCUACGUCCGAGACAAACUGGGAGAGACGGUGCCGCUCCAUGCUGCGAGGCUGAAAGUCAACACGCGCGUCCCGGAUCAGACCACCAGCGGCCCGGCCACUCAGAGCGAGAACAACAUCUGGACUGCUGUCCCCAUCACGAGCGCACUUCUGGUGGGGCUGGCGGGGCUGGUGGCGGGGCUGGCGGCGGGGCUGGUGGUGGGUCGCAAGGCCCCCUCUCUGCUCGGACACUUGAAGACGUGCCGCUCCAGGUCCCGCUGCAGCCCAGAUGUGGCUUCACAUCCAGCUGCGGCAGCAAAGCUACUGAACGGGAACUCUCGGAUCCCUGAAGCCUCUUUGGAAAGUUUCCACGCAGAGUCCAAAGUCUGAACACGCAACAAAUGUUCUCCUGCUGGAUGUCUGUUACUUCCAAGUAAAUGAUACAUUGUGUCAUUGUGUCAUUACACCAGUGUUGGGAGGAUUUUAAUCCUUAAAGUCAGGCCACCCAGCAGUCCAGAGAUCGGGCCGGAUAGGCCCUAAUAGGCCCAGUUCCACCCGAUCAACCGUUUACGAGUGUAUUAGCCAAUUCUGAAUCUGGAACAUUUGUGCGGGAUGGAUUAACAUGUGGCCAAAGUCCAGGAAAUGUUUCUUAAAUAUUUAUUUGAGAAGAUGUAUUUUUUAUGUAUUUAAUAAAAUAAAGAAAUAAAUCAACUCCCUGUUCACAUUCUUUUAGCCUGCAUAGGCUACAGGAACCUUAUUGCCCAAACAGCCCAGAAUAAAGUGACAUGGCCGAUAUUAUUAGGAAUAAAGUCUGUUGGGGGAAAAUUGUUGAGCCUGCGUG